Molecule: messenger RNA, 1677 nt
Organism: Papaver somniferum (opium poppy)
Lineage: Eukaryota; Viridiplantae; Streptophyta; Magnoliopsida; Ranunculales; Papaveraceae
Exons: 3
Coding region: 1-1677 (558 amino acids)
Source: RefSeq, a predicted model, not a curated record
AUGCGUGAUGAUGAAGGUAUGGAUGAUAGGGGUGACGGUGAAGGUAUGGAUGAUAUGGAUGACGAUGAAGAUAUGGAUAGUGGGGAUGGAGGAGUGAGUGGUUUACCAAGUAAUUGUACAGCUUCUAGGUUUUAUAAAUUUCUCGAGGAGUCAAAGAUACCAUUGUAUCCUGGCUACGACAAAAUGUCAGUGAUGUCUUUUCUUGUCAGAUUUUGGAACUAUAAAUGUGUUGGAGGGAUGUCUGAGAAGUCAGCCAAGGAUAUGCUUCAACUUAUGAGGGAUUCAUUUCCUGAUAAUUGUAAUUUGCCAGAAAAUUUCACACAGUGCAAGAAAAUACUUUCAGAGUUAGGAUUGACUUACAAUAAGAUUAAUGCGUGUCCGAAUGACUGCAUUCUUUAUUAUAAGGAGUACGCCGAUAGGGAAACAUGCCCUGUUUGUAAAGCAUCUCGUUACAAAGAUGGAACCAAAACACCAGCUAAUAUACUUCGACACUUUCCUUUGAGACCUCGGCUACAGCGGCUGUACAUGGAAUCUAAGACUGCAGGAUAUAUGAGAUGGCAUGCUGAAGGGCGUCCGAGGGAUGGUAAAAUGAGACAUCCAGCUGAUUCUGAAGCUUGGAAGCAUUUCGAUGAGAUGAAUCCGACGUUUGCUGCUGAACCGAGGAAUAUCAGACUAGGUUUAGCAACAGAUGGUUUUAGUCCAUACCAUUCAACCAGAAAUCCGCAUAGCACAUGGCCUGUGGUCCUUUUACCAUACAAUCUGCCCCCAUGGUUGUGCAUGAAGCAACCUAACAUGAUCUUGUCUUUGCUUAUAUCAGGCCCCUAUAGUCCAGGUAACAAUAUUGAUGUAUACCUGAGGCCCUUAAUCGACGAGCUUAAGGAGUUGUGGGAAGAAGGGGCAAAUACAUAUGAUUCUUCACGAAAUGAAAUGUUUAAUAUGCGUGUGGGGUUAUUAUGGACUAUAAGUGAUUAUCCUGGACUAGCGAUGCUAUCAGGAUGGAGUACCAAAGGCAAGUUGGCAUGUCCAACGUGUCAGGAAGAUACACGGCAUCAGAGGUUGAAGCAUGGAAGAAAAACCUGCUACAUGGGACACCGACGCUUCUUGCCAAUGCGUCACAGGUUUCGCUCUCUAAUGAAGGAAUUCAAUGGUAAUGUGGAAUACGGUUCACCACCAAACCCAUUGUUAGGGCCAGAUAUCUUGCAGAAGCUAAAACACAUUCCACAUGUAUUUGGCAAACAGUUUGAGGAUAGUCUGAUGGGUGAUCGUCCACGCAAUAGAAAAGAACGAGCAUCAAAUACAGCUACGAGUAACAUGCCGGGCAAUUGGAAGAAAUUGAGUAUUUUUUAUGAACUGCCGUACUGGGCAGAUAAUGUACUCAAACACAAUUUAGAUGUCAUGCACACUGAGAAGAAUGUGUGCGAUAGCGUUAUUGGUACUCUGCUGGAUAUGGAUAAGAAAGCCAAGGAUGGUCUAAAGGAAAGGUUAGAUCUUCAGCUUCUAAAUCUCAGACCUGAGCUUCACCCAAUUAUGACUGCAAAUGGGAAGAAAUUCUUCUUACCAAAUGCAUGUUACUUUAUGGAUAAUGCUAAAAAGGAGAUGUUCCUUAGUGUCUUGAAGAACUUGAAGACCCCAGAUGCAGCUAUUGCCUUUGGCAAUUCGAAAGACGUUGCCAGAUAG